Messenger RNA from Sabethes cyaneus, 4220 nucleotides. RefSeq names its product PTB domain-containing adapter protein ced-6 (gene ced-6). Lineage: Eukaryota; Metazoa; Arthropoda; Insecta; Diptera; Culicidae. The record is from RefSeq and is a predicted model, not a curated record. Bases 932 to 2992 code for a protein of 686 amino acids. The transcript has 11 exons.
UUUUAUUUCUAAUAGCUCUUUUUAGUAUUUUAUCUGUUUUCAAAUUUGCCAGUGUAGUGUUUGAUUUCGCGAAAGUGGCAUCUCACGUCUAAAAAGUUAAGCAGCGUAGAUAAAUUGAGGUUUUUUUUGCGUUCUCCUUAGGGAUUAGCCUGACUAACCCAUUCCUAGUUCCAUUUUUUCACCUUGGUUAAAUCAUCAUUCCUGAAGUAUCAUUAGUUUAGCUUAAGCACUUGUGCUGUCAGAGUAUAGGAGAGGUGCUGCAGAUCCAGACACAAAAACGCAGAUCGAAAGAGCCAGAAAAGGCUAAAUUGUUUCGCAAAAAAUCGUUUGGAAAAAGUGCAAUCUUGUUCUGCUGACCAACAUCAAGUGCAUCUCAGUGUGAAAACCAAUCUCGAAAGGAAAGUUUGAAAGUCGCGUAAAAGGUCCGAUUAUAGUGCUUGAAUUGGUGCGAAUUUUACAGUGGAUUAAGUUAAGUACGGUGUCUCACCGUGUUGGUAGCGCAGCUGAAUAGAGCCCAAUUGUCGGACCCCAACGCACACAUACAGCUCACAUAGACACGCAAAAUUUCCUUUAUGAAUAUUGCUGUCUCAUUCGAUCGGCACUCGAUCGCGUUCAUCUACUGACGGAGUUAAAAAACACAGCGGAUUGUGACGACGGUGACGUGUUGUGUGUUUGAAAGUUCGCCGAAGUUAGACGUGGCGUUGAUCGAGCACAAGCGCAGGAAGGCGGCACUCGUCCUCCGUUUGCAUCAGUCGUCGUACCGCCACACCGCCGGUGGUUUGGCAAGCAGCAGCCGUCGUUCCAACAACCCCCCGCGCACGUGUCGUGUGUCGUCAAGACAGAUUCUUCGGAUUGUUGCGGUUUCAGUACCGGCCAAGCAAUUGAACCGACCGGAGCAAAACGGACUGCAGUUGGGCAGUACGGUGCGGCGAUGGCGUCAACGCUGAUGUUCUGGAACAAGCAGAACUCCAACAGUCAGAACGGAAACGAUGCUAAGAACACAAAGAACGGCCGCAAUUGGCUGCACGCGCCCGAUGUUCUGGUCAACGGUCAUGUUGCCUAUCUAGUCAAAUUUCUCGGAAGCACGCCCGUUGAGCAAGCGAAAGGAAUCGAAGUGGUGAAAGAGGCCAUCCGGAGGUUGCAGUUUACCCAGCAAAUGAAAAAAGCAGAAGGUGGAAGCAAUGUGAAAACAAAGAAGGUUGAAAUUACCGUCAGUGUGGACGGUGUGGCGAUACAGGAACCACGCACCCAAACGAUCCUGCAUCAGUUCCCGCUGCACAAAAUUUCCUACUGCGCCGACGAAAAGGGGGUGAAAAAAUUCUUCAGCUUCAUUGCCAAAACCGGGGCGUCAACGGCGACGACGCCAUCGCUGAGUGCCGCCAGUGACGACACCCACUCGUCCCACUCAACCGAUCAGGACGGGCAGCACGAGUGCUUUGUGUUUAUCUCGAACAAACUCGCGUCCGACAUCACGCUUACGAUCGGGCAGGCAUUUGAUCUGGCUUACAGGCGCUACGUGAGCGACAGUGGCAAAUCGGUCGAGACGACGAAACUGCAAAGCCAGAACAAACAGCUCGAGAACACGAUCAACGCGUACCGCCAGCGCCUGAAGGACCUGUCCGAGCUGGUGCCAAAGUCGGACUUGGACAAGCUGCUGUUGAGGCUCGGGCUGCGGGAUAUUUGCGAAGUGCCAGCGCUGGAGAACGGUAUCGACAGUCAUCAUCACGUGACCACCGUUAACGGUAGCAAGACACCCGAUCUGGGCAUUGAUGUAUCGUUACCAAACAACGACGAUCAGCUGCUGAUCGAAACGUCGCCGAAGCAUUUUGCGCCGAUUGUCCCACCGCGGAACAUUCAAAAUCAGAUCAACAGCACACUGGAAGCGUUCAAGCCUUCGGUCGGUACGAAAAUGGAAGGUUUGCUGCUUAACUCGGACUCGGAUAGUGAUUUUGACCCGAGGGCUCCGGACAACGAUAGCCCAUCGAUCGGUGGCAACAAAAUAAGCAACGAUUUGUUUGGAUUCGAACCACCGAAACAGAGUGUCGGUCAGCAGCUGUUCAGCAGUAAUAAUAGCCACAAUAGUUUCACCAACGGUAAUACUGGAACUAGCAAUGGAUUUGGUGCUCCUACAAGUCCUCCUCCAAUUUUGGCUCCUCCACCACAAAAAUCUGCCCCACGAAGGACAACCUCAGCGCACCAGAACAGUGGAAUGGCCAACGGUAAUGGCUAUCAGGAUUUAUUUGGAUCGGCACCAUUCAAUCCCCAGGCGUGCGAUGAAACUUCGUUCGAUAGUUCCACCGGAGAUGCCUCAUUCACAUCGAACGCGAAUCUCUCAGCUCAUCCUAGCAGCUCGUUCACCGAAGAAGUCAAAGGUUUCGCCAACAAAAUGGACAGCGUGCUUGCGCUAAACAACGCCUACAAUACACACAACACCUCCCACGGUUUGAUCUCGCCUCCACCCGUCGCCAGUACCCAGCAUUCCAAUCCAUUCGCAACGCUGGUGGCACCAACUAAGAACAUCCUACGUACCAACCCGCUGGCCAGCGUCAGACAUAACGCCGCCCCGUACGACGUAUUCCAGAAUGCUUCGGACGAAGAACCUCUUUCCGGUAGUAUUUCGAACUCGUUUUCAUCUGGCACCGUUCACAACAUCAGUACUAGCACGCAGCCGCAGCCAAACCCGGCACCGGAACUGACUAAUUCGGAUGCACUCUUUCAAGAUUUUGCUUUAUCGGCUUUCAAUGAGUUUAAGAGAGAUUUAAGCAACACCAGCAACCGUCCCCGGCGAAACGAUCCCAACGGCGGUUUGCAGUUCAAUAGUGGGAAACGGUCGUCGGCGAUGGUCUCGAAAGAAUUUGGUAGUUUCAAUAGCGCAGCAGCACCUCUACUCAGCACCGGUCCACAGGCACAGUUUCACCAGAAGACCACAUCGAAAAACGGCUUAUUUAGCUCGGACGACCUGCUGGAUACGUUCGACCCGCUCAAGAAGUGAUAGAGUGCCGAACGAGUGCGAUGCCGCCUUUGAAUGCCAGGAAGCGUUCUCCCGCUAGAGGUGUCCUUCAAUACAAUUUUUUUUUUUUGGUUUUUGUUUUGUUAAUUUCCUUUUCUUCGAUUCAGUCUUAAUUCUGCUGGUUUGAAUAAGAGAGAAAGAAAGUGAAAAAAAGUCCACAGCCCGAGAAAAAAAAGAAUGAUUUAUAUAGCAGGAUGUUUUUGUUGUUACACAGAGAAUCUCUAUACGCAAAAUACGCAAGCAACAUACACGAAACCAGCGAGGUAACAUAAUUAGUCUCUUUUUAUCCCCAGAGAUCUGAAACGAUGAUUGAACGAGAGUGGAUGCGAAAGUUUGUUUACAAUGCAAUGCUUUUUGUUUUACUAGGGAAAACUAUUGAAACUGAAAAUUAGAAGAGUAGAAAGGCGUCCCCAUUAGUAGAUAGUGCGGUGAGAAAAAUAAUUUUGUAAUUCAAUUCUGCAAGGUAGGAAAGGAUCAAGUUAAAGUAUUAAAAUCAAUUGUCAGAAAUAAAAAUCUCUGCUUACAUCGGUAGGUUUACAUUUAUGUAUGUUGUAUUUUAUAUGUUUUUUAUCCCCGAAUAGUUGGGAUAUUUGUAUGUAUAACGUAUGAAGAAAAUGAUGCAUUCCAUUGAAUAUAUUCAGUUUAUAUCGGAUGCAAGUUGCCGUAUCAUGACUUGCACUGGGCAUGAAAGCUUCAAAGCAGUGCUCUCUAUCGACGAUUAGCGAAACACAUUUGGCUCUAGUAGGCGCUGAUGGUGCUGCGGAAAAAUUUGGUACUUUUUCGAUUGGUGUUGCUUUGGAAACCCCGCUAUUUCGGAAUCCAAACCCGGACCAACCAUUUCCGACUUUACUUUAAAUUUUCUUACGUACAGUGAUUAGAGGUACGCUUCACGUGCGUAACUGGUUUUCCCGUUCAAUCUAACCUGCACUCAAAAAUGCCCCCGCCCCAAUUGGUUUGCAUCCAACUGUGGAACUCUGUGGUGAAGAUUACAACAUAGUGAAAGGUUUUGUUAGGAAUAGUAAUCAAGUAUUUUCCCCUUUUCUUUUGUACUAAAUGGAACAAACAAACAGAACGUAAUAUGGACAUGUAAUUUUGAUAGAACAUAUAUAUUAAUAUAAUAUUUAGAUAUACAAUGUGCGCAAUAAACAACUAUAAAACUGUAUCAAAUAAAUAUUACCUGUAGAUUCAUUGUUAUUCUAGUUUUAGUUUC